Molecule: messenger RNA, 2903 nt
Organism: Lindgomyces ingoldianus
Lineage: Eukaryota; Fungi; Ascomycota; Dothideomycetes; Pleosporales; Lindgomycetaceae
Exons: 3
Coding region: 21-2903 (960 amino acids)
Molecular function (GO): protein binding
Source: RefSeq, a predicted model, not a curated record
CUCGUUUAACUUUGUGAGUCAUGGCUGAAUUGGCCGCGAGCAUCAUUGGCAUCGUGUCAGCCGGCACGAAGGUCACUCUUGUCCUCUCACAGCUAGCAGCUGAUGUAGGCUCAGCGGGCAAGGAAGCUCGAAUGAUCGGCAGUGAAAUCAGAGCUCUUUGCGCGGUCGUCAAGACAUUGGGAGAGACAUUGGAGCAGGUCCAAGAUUCGGCAUAUUAUUCACACUGUGCCGAGAUGACCAAAGACAUGACUGAGGCUAGUAUGGAAAUGUUCACGGAAAUCCUUGAUGCAUCCGAGAGUGUCCGGGGCAUGUCGAAAGGAAAAGAUGGGAAAUUUGGGCUCGUUGGAAAGCUUCAAUGGGUUGUCUUCCAAAAGCCUAAGAUUACUAUCCUGCGAGCUGCCUUGGAGGCAUAUAAAUCGAACCUGGCGCUCAUGUUGGGAACGCUCAACACAGCAGAGAAAGUAACGCGGCGGGCGUCAAUGAAGAAUACUCCAGAGAUUAUUAUAGAAGAAGAGCAAGACCGCUCGUUCCUACAAAGUCUCCAACUUGAACACCGUGCCUCCAUGAUUGAGUUGGAACAAGCGGAGCGCGAAUUCAAAGAAUACUCUGCUGCAAUGGCAAAGGAAGUUCAUCUAUCCGAACAUUUGUCGAAUUUGUCAGAGACCCUUCAAAACCCCCCAGGCCCGAAGCAACCUAUUGGAGAAUACUCUCCGACCGAUACCUUAGUGGGCUCAGUGCGUGAGGAAAUUGAAUAUAUCCGCUCUAGCCUCUCGAGGAGAUUAUCUUUUGAACCAGAAACUGUUCAGGAGCAGGUUUCUCGACACAGCCAGAGACUCUCCGCGUUAAUGUCGGAAGAUCAGAAAAGGAUCAGUCAACGGUGGUCUACUGUCCUAUCCUCUUCUUCUUAUGGAACUACACCUACUCGAUACCUUCCACAAUCCUGGAUACCUUCACAUCAACGACGACCCUCUCCUGUGAUUAACGGGAGAAUAUCGCCGGCAUCUGAAAGUGCCUGGACAUCGAAUGUCUUAUCAGACCCCUUCUAUGGAAUUGUCCGUACUUGGCUAAUCGAACGUUCAUUUGAAGAUCGACGGAUAAUCUUGGGGACGCUGAUGAACGAUGUUGGCGGGAUAUCACCAAGAUCGCCGAGUAGUGACAACCUUCAACGUGAGAGAUAUCGUUCACCAAAGCAUCCGACUCCAACCAAAACGUCUAAGUGGGAGACAAAAACUGUUAAAGGCAUGGUGGAUCCAAGAAAUGGAGGGGGUGGCCUGCAACCACGAGAAAUCAAUCGACUAGUCAAAGAGCAAGUCAUCGCCCACGACCUCAAAAUCAAAAAUACGACUCACGAUUCUAUGAUACCUUCAAGCGAAUAUCCUGGGCUUACCAUCGAUCUUAGCUAUAAGAAAAUCGAUGAUCUCCCGGAGCAAAUUGUUGAUGUUCUGCGAUUUCAUCUCGAACGGUUAGCAUUGAGUCACAACAAUCUGGAACAAAUCCCCAGCAACCUGGUAUUAUGCUCGCGUCUUCGUUAUUUAAAUUUGCGUGGCAAUAAAUUCGAAGUCAUUCCUAGCGCUAUAUUAGAGCUUGCAUCACUCGAGAUCUUAGACAUGGCCAGAAAUCGCCUUCGAGCUAUUCCUGGGAGCAUCUCGAAGCUUACAUCGCUCAAAGUUCUUUCUGUGAUCGGAAAUGACAUUAAAGGCCUGCCAUUUUCCAUGGGUGAUAUGAAGGCUCUCCAGAUUUUCAAAUACCAAAGGAACCCCGUAAUAUUCCCGAGCGCCGAAGCGUUGGAGAAUGCGAUGAAAACUCACUACCCUACCCUGGACACCAACCUUUCUGACGAUGAAAUGUCAGUUCGGAGAACUCAUUGUGUGAAAAAGUAUUUAAAGGAGUAUCCAGCGACAAUAUCAGGAGAAAAUGCACGGGCAAUACUAAGGCUUUCAUUGAAUAACUCCGCGCCUUCGUCAACUCAGCCAGCAGCACCUCCUACGGAUACGCUCCCUGGCUUGGCCUCACCGCCAACGCUUUCGUUAGGCAAAGACUCCCCAACAUCAUCCCUCCAACCCUCGCCAUCUACGUCACCCAGACGAAAAAAAAUUCCAGCGAUGAAGCGAUAUCAGAUACCACCAUCACCAUUCCCUCGAACAAAAUCUCCAAGGCAACAUAUUGAUAAGGCCAAAAUAUCGUCUCCGAUAGCACUAAUCACAACCAAUAUGCAGGCCAAUAAUGCGCCGGAUAUUGGCACCCUGCGGCAUGCCUCCUCUGCAGUUGAACUUAGUAUACAGAGGACAGAGGGCCAAAUGCGGAGGCCGGCCCAUGUGAGUGUCCAGAUUACGGCUAAUAAUACCAAUAAAAGGAAGAAGACAGGUGAAGGAAAGGACACCUCGGGAUCUCACUCCGAGAUAUCGCCUCUCAUUUCGAUUACAUCAGACGAGAGCCCCUCGACAAUCCUAACCCCUCCUUCACCUCGACGACAGUCUCAUUUCGAGACGUUGAGCUUGCUAGAGGGUUCUACCUCGGCUCAAAAAUCGGCGCAUCGGCGAUUCCAUUCACAAGACGCUUCCAGAGAGCGAAAUUCUGACCUUCUCAUCGCACCCGAAGGAGCUUCGAGACGGCAUUCUAAUAUCGACGCGCUUGGCGGGAAUUGGAAACGACAUUCAUUCCUCCUUAGCCCCACAGAGCUCAUCCUUCCAUCUCAGAAGAAUGAGAGUGAGUUGUUGGCCAAUUUGGAUGGUGCACCUGUGGAUGACGUGGUCACCUCUCCGUCACCAGCAUCGGCAUCAGGCUCAGGAGGUGUGGUAGAUGACGCUCGGGCCUCACCGUCCUCGUUGACUGAGGCGUCUGAUGAUCUUUCACGGCAUACAGUAAUAUGGAGAGGGGGCGCAGGCGAAAGAAAGCGCAUGUAA